Messenger RNA from Penicillium mononematosum, 267 nucleotides. RefSeq lists its product as uncharacterized. The record is from RefSeq and is a predicted model, not a curated record. The coding region runs from base 1 to 267 and encodes 88 amino acids. Lineage: Eukaryota; Fungi; Ascomycota; Eurotiomycetes; Eurotiales; Aspergillaceae. The transcript has a single exon.
AUGAAGGAGAAUAUCGAUCUCGCCCUUCGCACGGCGCGUGCCCCGCCAAUCGCAGAGGAUGAGGCUGUCGCCAACACCGACAGUGACACGGACUCUGAUAGCGAGUGGGAAGAAACACCAGGCAACCUCUUUAUAGAGGUUCCAAACUACACACCACUGCCGAUUGCCGAGGCCGAAGUCCGCCUCCAAAGUUUACAGCAAUUCGUCGCAAGACCACCAGAAUUGCAUGGUUUCUUUUGUCCAAUCGACGGUUGUGACGAAACCUAA